Racocetra persica is the source of this 284-nucleotide messenger RNA. The record is from the annotation of a GenBank genome assembly. NCBI's taxonomy places the organism in Eukaryota, Fungi, Glomeromycota, Glomeromycetes, Diversisporales, Gigasporaceae.
AAUUACGAAAAGUUUUUCAAAAUUGUAUAGAUAUUGUUUUAAAACCUAUAUAUAAAAAAUCAUCAACAGGUUUUUUGCUAAAUAUCAAUAAACAACUUACUUGGACAUAUAUUCGUAUUGCGAUGAUUAUAUCAGAUUUACUUGAAGCUGCAAAUUACUGUUUGACAUCCAAAUCAGCUAAUGCAACUUAUCCUUGUCACAAAUGUUUAAUUCAUAACAAAGAUCUUGCAAAUAUUAAUUUAACUAGUGAUCAAAUUAUUUAUCGUAUACAUGAGAAUAUGAAA